Messenger RNA from Penicillium argentinense, 1575 nucleotides. Its product is annotated as sugar porter family MFS transporter. The transcript has 7 exons. NCBI's taxonomy places the organism in Eukaryota, Fungi, Ascomycota, Eurotiomycetes, Eurotiales, Aspergillaceae. Gene Ontology annotation, biological process: transmembrane transport; carbohydrate transport. Gene Ontology annotation, molecular function: carbohydrate:proton symporter activity. The record is from RefSeq and is a predicted model, not a curated record. Gene Ontology annotation, cellular component: membrane. Bases 1 to 1575 code for a protein of 524 amino acids.
AUGGCCAUGGCAUUCACGAAGAAGCCCUUUCUCGGGCUCACUGGAGGAUGGCUUACUUUUUGGCUCACAGUUGCUUGUGCUACUGACAUGAUGCUUUUUGGAUAUGACCAAGGCGUCUUCAGUGGUGUAGUAGUCACCCCUGACUUCUUAGAAGUCCACGAUCUAGCCGGGCCUUCAAAAACCAAAGUCCUCUCCACGGUCGCCGCCAUCUACGACAUCGGUUGUUUUUUCGGAGCCAUACUUGCUUUUACGGUAGGCGAACGACUGGGCCGCAAGCGAUCCAUUCUAUUGGGUACUGUCAUCAUGGCCGCCGGGACUAUCCUUCAAGCAUCCUCGUAUAGCCUAACGCAGAUAAUCAUCGGUCGAAUUGUGCUCGGUCUCGGAAACGGAAUAAACACGGCAACAGCACCAAUUUGGCAGGCUGAGACUGUACAGGCCAAAUGGAGAGGCAAGCUCGUUAUUCUAGAUCUUGGGUUGAAUGUCGGUGGAUAUUGUGUUGUCAACUGGAUUAACUAUGGCCUUUCAUUCCGCGAGGGUGCCAUUGCUUGGAGAUUGCCGAUUUCCCUGCAGCUUAUAUUCAUCCUUGUCUUGCUCGUCACAAUCCCUUGGCUGCCGGAGUCCCCUCGGUGGCUCAUGACGCAAGCCCGCGAAAAUGAGGCGACUGAGGUACUUGCCUGUGUCGAGGCCACAUCUACCGAUGACCCGUUGGUUAUAACCCAACGCGAUGAGAUCAGGUUUAGCAUCACGUAUGAAUACGACAAUGCCGUCAGCUGGUGUGACCUCCUGCGUCCAAACAAGAACGAUAAUACGAGAACCCUUCGCCGAUUGCUCCUGGGUGCUGGCACACAGGCAAUGCAGCAGUUUCAAGGCAUUAAUAUCAUGAGUUAUUACAUGCCACUGGUACUCAUCAACUCGGUCGGUCUUUCGGACAAAAUGGCACGACUGCUGACGGCAUGCAAUGCAACCUCAUAUUUCAUCUUCUCGUGUGCCGCGGCAGCGAUAGUUGAACGGGUCGGACGUCGAGGGUUGAUGUUGCUUUCUGGCUUUGGUCAGUUUUUUUCGUUCCUGGUAAUUACAAUCCUCCUUUACAUGGCUCAGAAGGAUACAAUUUACGCCACUGCGUCUGUCGCCUUUUUCUUUUUAUUUCACCUGGCCUUCGGAAUGGGCAUGCUGGGUGUACCGUGGCUGUACCCCACUGAGAUCAACUCUCUACCUAUGAGAACGAAGGGUGCAGCAGUUUCCACCGCGACUAAUUGGAUCACCAACUUUGCCAUUGUUGAGAUUACCCCUAUUGGUAUUCAAAGCAUCGGAUGGAGGUUUUGGAUUGUGUGGACCGUUCUCAAUGCCGUAUUUCUACCGGUUAUCUACAUGCUAUACCCAGAAACAGCAAACCGAACCUUAGAAGAUAUGGAUGCGUACUAUCGUUCUAACCCGCCACUCAUGGUGGUCGGAGACAGAGAUGCUAUCUCGACCAAGAGACCGGCCCAGUUCGCUUACCAGGAAGAGGAAGAGAUUCAGAAGAACGCCAAGCAUGCUAUAUCUGGUAGCACAGGGCAUGCGGAAUAUGUCGACUAG